AUGCAAAGGGGGCACAAUAAAUUAUGUUGUAAGAAUGCCUCAAUCAACCCUACACCAAAGCCUAAGAAGAAAAUUGGAAGGCCAAGGUUGAAUCUAGAAUUGACCAAUUGCACAAGAGGUGGGAGAGGAUCAAAAAGGGGUAGUAGAGGUAGUGGAAGAAGGUCUACUAGUGUUUAUGAAAAAUGUGAAAGUUUUGGGAUAUCCAAAAAAAAAGAACAUGGGAUUGAGCGUCAAUUUAUCACCCAAACAACACCUGAUGUUGAGAGUGAAUUUGUCCCACAAAAAAAUAUUAAGAUUGAUGUUGAAGAAACACAAGAGGAAAAUGAUGAAGAUGGAGUUAAGGAUGAUGAACAACACCUAUUAUUGAUAGUGAAUAUAUUCCAAAAAAAUAUUGAGGUUGAUGUUGAAGGGGAUGGUCUUGAUAUGACUGAUAUGGAUCAAAUACUGCAUGAGUUGAGUUACCUUAGAGAGUCAAAAGAUAAUGAAGCAGAGAUCCUUUUAUGUAUUAACAUCACCCAAUCACAACUUAAAGAAUUUGAUGCUUUGCUUCACCAAUCCAAAAAAGUUACAAAGGAGGACAAUGAUGAAAACAAGGAGGAGAGUAACUAUGAAGAUGGAGUUAAAGAAACACAGGAGGACAAUGACGAAGAUGGAGCUGAGGAUGAUGAAGAAGGAGUUGACGAUACUCAAGUUAGGGUUAGAUCAAGAAAACCUUCUGAAAGGAUCAUUGAAAACAUGUUGAAGAAAAUUAUGGUGGACAAGAAGGGAAUAGGAAUGGCUCUAGAAAAACCUCUUACUUUGGAUUAG
Molecule: messenger RNA, 807 nt
Organism: Lactuca sativa (garden lettuce)
Lineage: Eukaryota; Viridiplantae; Streptophyta; Magnoliopsida; Asterales; Asteraceae
Source: RefSeq, a predicted model, not a curated record